Molecule: messenger RNA, 4214 nt
Organism: Betta splendens (Siamese fighting fish)
Lineage: Eukaryota; Metazoa; Chordata; Actinopteri; Anabantiformes; Osphronemidae
Gene: jph2
Product: junctophilin 2
Exons: 7
Coding region: 678-2945 (755 amino acids)
Cellular component (GO): junctional membrane complex; endoplasmic reticulum membrane; plasma membrane
Source: RefSeq, a predicted model, not a curated record
AACUUUACACACCUGUAUGCUCUUCUCAGUCUCAGUAUAAUAUAUGUGUAGAUAUAUCCCAUCUGAUCCACAGGAAGAUCGUCAGUGUGUUUUCCUACAAACCUUCAGAGCAGAUACGUUCUAUGUUUUCCCCUUCAUUGAAGAAUGUCCCUGUGUCCAGACGUGGUGAGGAUCUGGCCGACUCCUCGCAGACAGCAGGCUAUGGAUUGGGCUGUAUUUUUGGAAGGUGGUGUGUGAGUGUGUGUGGAUUGGACGCCUUGUUAGGACUGCGGAGAUAUUUCCAAUAGCAGCGACCGUCAGGAGAUACUGUAGCUGGGUGGCAGUCAGGCGCAGGGCGUGGGGGGCUUUUCUGGCCACCUGGAGCAGCCAUGCGAGCUUUCUGCGUUAUCAAGACACACAACACUAACUAAUGAGCGCUAAUUGGCUCCGACACAGCAUCACAACCAAAGAGUCGAGCAUCCGUCGCUGGAGGAACUUGCAAAACAAAUUGAGUAAAGUUUCUGUCAAGUGUGCCACGCGCUUCAUGGACGCGCGCAGAACCCCCCAAAGCAGAAGAACCCAGCGAUAAGCUCGGAUGUCCGGUGAAGGUGACGUCAAACUGACGGGGAUCUAACCUUUAGCCAGAAAACAGACGACAAGUUUUCUCCGAGGUCUGUGGUGCUGGGCUGCGGCGAGGAAUGAGCGGAGGGCGCUUCGAGUUCGACGAUGGGGGAGCUUACUGUGGAGGCUGGGAGGGGGGCAAAGCCCACGGCCACGGCAUCUGCACUGGACCCAAGGGCCAGGGCGAGUUCUCCGGCUCGUGGAACUACGGCUUCGAGGUGGUGGGAGUCUACACCUGGCCCAGCGGAAACACAUACGAGGGCUACUGGUCGCAGGGCAAGCGUCACGGCUUGGGAGUGGAAACUAAAGGACACUGGAUUUACAAAGGGGAAUGGACUCACGGCUUCAAAGGCAGGUACGGCGUCCGGAUCAGUACCGGUAGUGGAGCAAAGUAUGAAGGGACGUGGAAUAACGGGCUUCAGGAUGGAUACGGAACAGAAACAUACGCCGACGGAGGUACCUUCCAGGGUCAGUUCACCGGCGGCAUGCGUCAUGGUUACGGAGUUCGUCAGAGCGUCCCCUACGGCAUGGCGGCCGUGGUUCGCUCUCCUCUUCGUACCUCCCUGACCUCCCUUCGCAGCGAGCACAGCAACGGCACCGUUCUGCAGCAGGACGUGCCUGUAAUCAUCACCACCAAUACGUCCGGGGAGGAGACGCCCGUCGCUACGCCCGCUCAGCUGGGACCGUCUCGCGGGGGCUUCGCCCUCACCCUCCAGGUGGACCCAGAGGCGAUGAAGCCCAAGAAGAAGGGACUCUUCCGCAGAGGCUCCCUCCUCGGCAAGCUGAAGAAGUCCAGCUCCAGCACCUCGCUGUCCAGCCAGAAGAGCAAGCUCAGCUUCCUGAGGACGGAGUCUGCGCUCAGCUCCAACACCAGUGACACCAACUCCACCAUCAGCAUCGGGGACGAAAGUCUGACCGGAGCCGAAGACUUCCCUCCCAUCGAGGCCGACAUCGACGCCACCACCACAGAGGUCUACAUGGGCGAGUGGAAGAACGACAAGCGCUCAGGAUACGGGAUAAGCGAGAGGUCCAGCGGGCUGAAGUACGAGGGCGAAUGGCUAAAUAACCAGAGGCACGGCUACGGCUGCACCACCUUCGCAGAGGGAGGGAAGGAGGAGGGCAAGUACCUGAACAACCUGCUGGUGAAGGCCAUGAAGAAGAGGGUGAUCCAGCUGAAGGGAACCAAGAUCAAGCAGAAGGUGGAGCGGGCGGUGGAGGGGGCUCAGAGGGCUGCAGCCAUCGCCAAGCAGAAGGCUGAGAUCGCAGCUUCCAGAACAACUCACGCAAAAGCCAAGUCAGACGCUGCUGGUCAGGCUGCUCAGGCCUCCAACACUGAGUCCAGCAUAGCCAGGCUGGUGGCUAAAGAGCUGUCGCCUUCCUUCUACCAGCCAGGUCCUGAGUAUCUGAAGAAGAGAAUGUUGCAGGAGGUCAUUGAGGGUAAUGAGAACACAGACACUGUCAUGCAUGAACCCCUACUAGCUGAGGAGGAGGCUCUGCCCACCCCCCCAGAAAGCCCGCUCAUGAAUGAGCUGGACCACCUCAUGCCUGGCUCUUCCCCAGGCCGCACCCCCUCCCCGAGCCCAGGCAUCAUUCUAAAGGAGGAGCCCAAGCUGCUCCGUCCAGGAAGCUGGAGUGAAGACAAACCUGUCAAAGAUGAUGGCACUAAAGCCAACAAGCCUAGUAGUCGGCCCACUACUCCUUCAGCCUCCGUUUCUGCUCCUAUUGUCGUCGCACCUGAAGAAGCAGUGGCCCCCAGCAGCCGCACCCCGUCUAGGACCCCCAGCCGUCAAAGCAACAAGAAUGAGCAGGGCUCAGACCUGGAGAUCAAGCCCCUCCAGAAGCUGGACUCCAGGGCAAAGCCUGCAGAAACUGCCCCUGUAAGGAACAGCCUCAUCUCUCCAGAUGAAGAAGCAGCACCGCUCUCCCCCUCUAAGGUGCCCUCUAAGGCUGUCACCCCCGAACCUAAGCCCACUAAGCCCAAGCCUGAAAUAGCUGCAUCAGUUCAUGAACGUGCACCAUCCAUCUCUAAAAAUAUAGUGGAGCCCAGGGAGGUGAGCAGGCCGUCCAGCAAAGCAGAGACAAAGCCCGCAUCGAAACAGCCCAGCCCGGCUCCAACCCCAAAGCCAGUGCCUGAACCCAAACCCGUAACGAAGCAAGUGGAAGCCAAACCAGUGCAGAAGACGGAGCCUAAAGCCGAAGCCCGACUAAAGGCUAUUGUGUCGACACCAAGGCCGGGGGUGGCUUCAGAGUCCUUGGAUCUGGAGGGCCCAAACACCAUAAUGAUCUGCAUGGUGAUCCUGCUCAACAUCGGCCUGGCAAUUCUCUUUGUACACAUCUUAUCAUGAGGUUGUCCACCAGCUCAGGUCACCGGCACCAUGGGCAGCGACGGCCGUCCUCCUGCCGGUGAGGACCAGAGCUCAGACGCAGAGGACCGUCGUGCAGCAGCUGUUCUCACGGCUUUUGUCUGAUGCUCCAUGAAGCAUCGUCUCUGGAGGACGUUGAGUAACUGAAAUGGUGACAUUUGCAGGUUAAAGUGGGGGAUGUGGGGGAGGAGGAUGAGCUUGAUGGUGAAGUAAGUGUCCAAAUGACAUUCAUGAAUUUUAACUUCCACUUACAUGUAAAAGCUUUGAGCUUAAAUCUUAACUGAUGCUGAGUCAGAACAACAGAUCAUCAUUAACAGCAUGUACAGACUGAAUGUUUUCUUCUUUGCGCUUUGACUAUUUAGAUAUAAAGAUCUCUGCAGCACACGAGUGACGACAAGGAUCUCAUUGUUUAAAUGUCUGGUUGCUUCUACCAUAAGAGUUAAACACAAAGUUUUAGGAGCUUUAGAACUGCGUCCUGAGAAGUCUGCGUUUGAGACCAUGCUCUGCACUGUGACGUUUUCAUUUUCACUGGGAUGUAUCUGCAUUUUUGUCAUUGAGCGUAUUUGGUUUGAAGCUGAUGAACCAAAUAGAGACAUAGAAUAGGAAGCUUAUGUAUGUGCUGAUCGGUUCCUGUGUGGUUUUGCUACAGUCGUGGUGGUUUCAGACAGGAGGUGGUAUGUUCUAAUAAAAUCGAAUGAUUUAAAACAAUCGCUUUAUGCUGGACAUUGUCAAACUUGCAGCUGUGAUGGACGAGCUGUUCCACCGUGUUGUAUUCAGGGCCUGCUGUACUUUACACGGCCAUGACUUCAACCUUUGUAUGCAUGAGUGCACUUUGUGUGUAUGUGUCUGUAUUUUUGUACCAGGUAGACAUGGACGUCCUUUCAGCAUUCAAACUAUUCAGCUUUGAGUCUAAAUAUAUUUAUAUUCCCUGAAAGAGUCAGUCAGAUUACCUCAUGACUGUGAGAUGGAGAAAUACUGACUGACUCCAUGUCUUACAUUUGGAAGAGCUUUCUUCACGUGUUGUUUAACAUUUCUCCAUGUUCUUUCACCCAUGAAUAUAUGAAGUUGAGAUUUAUCUACCAAAGCAUCAGUAAGAAUGGCAGAUUAAAAACAUGUUAGGUGCAAUAAAACUACUUCAUUGUAGUCAUUUUGUUUUGUCUAUUGGUGAAAGUGAAAUUAUUUCACUGAAUCUGAAGAAAUGCAUUGCAUUUUCAACGCUUGAACCAAAUAAAGUCUUUUGCAACACUUAAA